GGUCUCCAUCCCCCCCACCCAUUCACAGGGGGCAGUGGGAGGGGUGCUGGGGCGACCUUGCCUUGAACCUACUGGGGCUGGUACUCGGGGUGCUCAGGUCCCUCCCAGCCCGAUGGGCAGCGCACCCCCCCCACACACACACACACGCACCAUGGGGCCCAAGAAGGCACCUGUGGGGAAGGGUAAGAGGCGUGCGGCGACGCGCAAGGGGCCCCCAGCUCAACCAGACUCCUCUUCCGAGGACGAGCGGGACAUAGAGCUGGGGGGCUAUCAAGGCCCUGAUUGCCCACCUGGAAGCCAUAGCUGGCAAGUGGGAGGCCUUGUGGAGGGAUGGCGGGGGUCCAUCUGGGGUUGGGGCCCACAGGGAGCGCAGCCGCUCCCCACCUCCAUACCCGCGCAAAAUGACUAGGGGCGCAAAGCGGACUAAACUCAUGCAGGGUUUUACCGACCGUUUAGAGGUGCUUGAGGCAGCCAUGGUGGCUCCGGCUAGCAGCAAGACACCGGAGAGACCCAGCGCUGGCAUCGCGGCUAGUGGUGAGACACCGGAGGGUUCCAGCGGGAGCAGUGCAGCGGCCGCCGGAUCCGCAGUGGUUGACGCCUCCGGGGAGCAGGCGGGACAAGGUGGGACGAAGCCUCCCGGAAGGAGGGCCAAGAUCCUUGUCCUGGGCCACUCUUUUAUAUUCUGGGCCCUCAAGUGGGCACAAGGCACAGAUCCGGGAACGCAGCUGGGCCUGGGGCACUGGGCCACCAUUGAGUGGCGCGAGCGAAGGGGAAUGCGGAGAGCGCAGCUGCUGCCGAUGCUGCGGGAGUACCUGGAGCAGAACCCUGCACCAGACAUCCUGCUCUUCCAUUUUGGCAGGAACGACCUAGUUAGUCAGUCAGGUAUUUCCCUGGCCCGGCAGACCGAACAGGACCUGGCCGUGGUUUUGUCCUGGUGCCCUGGGGCGGUCGUCCUCUGGUCUGACAUCACACAGCGCAGGGUCUGGCGGGGGGCGCUCAAACAGAACAAGGUGGACAGGGCAAGACGGGGGGGUCAAUGCGGCGAUAGCCCGCUUUCUGGCAGCCAAUGGCGGCGGAUGUAUACCACACGACGACAUCGUCUACUCGCAGCCCGCCCUCUACCGGGGCAACGGUGUCCACUUGUCCACCAUGGGCAUGAGGUUCUUUUUAGACGACCUCAGGCUGGGAUUGGCAACAGCGAUUUUAGGUUUGUGGGGUGCGGGUCGUUAAGAUGGACUAACGCCCGCUGUGGCAGGUACAGUGUGGUGAGGAAAUGCUAAUUAAGAGGGUGUGGCACCUUAGGUAAGAUGUAGAUCAAGGAGGAUGAGCUGAUCCCUUGAGGCUUGACAGAUCAGGGAUGACACUUGACUCCUGCCCCUCCUCAGGCAACACCCCAUCCGUAUGGCUAUGCAGCAUUGGUGGGGUUGUCGCUGGGAGGUCAGAAACCUGACCUUAGGUCAGCAGAGAAGGGCGUCUCUGCUGGAGAGCGGGUGAGCUGCCUGGAGCCAAGGUGCUAUCGCCAUGGUCGGUUAGGUGGGGGCAGCCACAGCGUGGCCGGCCUAUUAGGCACCGCACUGUU
Hemicordylus capensis (graceful crag lizard) is the source of this 1579-nucleotide messenger RNA. RefSeq lists its product as uncharacterized. The record is from RefSeq and is a predicted model, not a curated record. The transcript has 2 exons. Bases 402 to 1280 code for a protein of 292 amino acids. NCBI's taxonomy places the organism in Eukaryota, Metazoa, Chordata, Lepidosauria, Squamata, Cordylidae.